ACAUUAUGCGCGCUCUUGUGGCGGCUCUACGCCCGCUCGAGGACAUUGUCUCGGACUUGUCCGGUGACAACUACGUCACCGCGAGCGCGGUCCUUCCCGUGCUUCACCUGUUAGAGGCAGGUUUUGAAGGUGACGACGAGGCACUACCCUAUGCUGAUGACCUUGAUGAUGACCUCGAAUUUGAUAUAAAUGACUUCAAGCCCUCGGCAUUGCGCGAAUUUGUUGUCAAAAAACUCAAGAAGCGCUUCUGUCCGGAUCCACUCGACGAAGAGGAACUUGCACUUCUCAAUCCCCAAAUGCAGGCUACAGCACGCAUUGACUUCAAAUCUGCGCAGCAGUGCCAUGACCUCCUGGUCCAGUGCAGUUUUCUCGAUCCUAGAUACAAGGGGGAAAUUCUCGCCGAGGAGAGAGAGAAAGCAAAAAGACUCCUUACGGAGCAGUUUGUUGCAUCUAUCGGCGAAGGCCCCACCACUGACAACAGGAAUGGCGACUCCAGUGCCCAGGGCGAGCAGGAGUCCACCACCAACCCGCGCAAGAGGUCAGCACUCCAGUCCCUCUUCGCUAAGAAGAAAAGAGCCCCACAGGAGGGAGUCGACGGAGCUGCUACCGCAGUCGAUCUGACGCCAGAAGCGAAGUUUGCGGAAGAGCUUGCCCGAUAUGACAACUUGCCUACCGUCAGCAUGGAGGUUGAUAUUCGUCUCUGGUGGAAGGAGAGAUUUGAUUCAUAUCCAAUGCUGCAAAAGCAGGCAAGGCGCUACCUCUCGAUCUGUGCCUCGAGCACACCAUCGGAGCGACUGUUCAGCGAUGGUGGGAAUGUGGUAACUGACAGCCGCUGCUGCUUGUCUGACUCCAACGCAUCAAACUUGAUUUUUCUUUCUUCGAAUAGGAAAUUUAUUAAGAGGCCCGUCUAACGUCUAGUACGUCUAGUCCCUCUCUGGCUAAUUUGUUCUUAGUUUUCUUGCUACUUUAAAGGUUUACCAACACUAAACAGU
Frankliniella occidentalis (western flower thrips) is the source of this 992-nucleotide messenger RNA. RefSeq names its product E3 SUMO-protein ligase ZBED1-like. The transcript has 3 exons. The record is from RefSeq and is a predicted model, not a curated record. Gene Ontology annotation, molecular function: protein dimerization activity. Bases 6 to 911 code for a protein of 301 amino acids. NCBI's taxonomy places the organism in Eukaryota, Metazoa, Arthropoda, Insecta, Thysanoptera, Thripidae.